AUGACUACCUCACAAGAGCACAAACCCCUUGAAGAGCUUAAGGUUGACAUCAAGUCGAACAGCCCAGCUCAAUAUGAACCUUCCAUCGAGCUUGCAGAAUCACCGGGUAUGGAAAUUCGACUAGGAUGGCGUACUUGGACCGUCGUUUUCAUUUCAGCAUACCUCACUCUCUUCAUGCAGAUAUUCACCACUGUCGCGGCACCGUCCACCAUCGCUUUCAUUGUUCAAGAACUGGGCGAUCAGCCCAUGUCUGCCUGGGUGCUACAGGCUCCAUUACUGAUCCAGGCGGUCCUGAACCCAAUUCUCGGGCGGUUGUCCGAUGUCCUAGACCGCAAGAUGUUGGUGACAACAACACCUCUCAUCGCGUUUGCUGGCUCUGUUAUGUCGGCGAAAGCAAACGACAUGAACAUGUUGAUUGCCGGCGGCGUCCUCUACGGCGUCACGCUCGCUACUAUAGGAGUUGUUGGGACAAUUCCUGCAGAGAUCUUACCACUCAAAUACCGCACUGUGGCAAGCGGUGUUAGUUUCCUUGGUGGCGCCAGUGGUGCACUUGCUGCUGGCCUUGUUGCCGGUGCCUUCUGUCGGAGCCCAGGUGGAUGGCGAAACAUGUUUUGGGUCCAGGCGGCUUUGCAGAUACUUGUGUCUGUUUGCUUCUUCAUCUUCUACUGGCCUCCUAAAUCCAAUCGAGAGUUCCCAAAGAUGAAAAUCUCUCAGAUCAUUUGGGCCUGUGAUCCAAUAGGUUCCACUCUCUACAUUGGGGGAGCUACCUCUGUACUGAUGGCUCUUAACUGGGCUUCUGGUCUCUACCCAUGGUCCGACAUCCAUGUGGCAGUGCCCUUGGCUGUCGGCUUGUUUUGUCUCAGUGUCUUUGGCGUCUACGAAUGGAAAGGUAGAACAGAUGGUAUCAUGGCCCAUGUUUUCUUCAAAUCCGGGCCCAACUUCGCCCUCGCUCUCUUCGCAACCUUAGUAGAAGGCUGGAUGUACUAUAGCGCGGUCAACACGAUCUCGAACCAAACGACAUUUUAUGUAGGCUGGGAAACCGAUGCCUUCAUAAUUGGAGUACGCCAACUUGCAUACAGCGGUCCUACACUACUGGCCUCGCUUCUCGUGAUUUGGUAUUCAACUCGAUAUAAAGACGUCAAAUGGCCUCUCGUUGUCUGCUUCACUCUAUUCCUCGUCACAGCUUGCGUCUACGCCGCGACUAAAGCUGACUGGAAUUAUGUUCAACUCGGUGUCAGUGCUGUGUGUGGUAUCGGACAGGCCGGACCGCUGAUUUUGCUGGUGGCUGUGGCCCAGUACGCAGCACCACAUGCCUAUCUCUCCACCGCAACAGGUGUAGUUUUCUCCAUCCGUGCAAUCGGGGGUGCCAUGGGUUCCGCGGUGCUGUACACGAUUGCUUUCGGUCACGUGGGAUCUCACUACAACGACGCUGUGGCUCAAGCCGCUAUCGGAGCGGGUCUAGCACCAGAUAAUGUACCCAUCCUGUUGGGAAUCAUGGCAAACGGCAACGGCCCACCAACUGAACAAACACUCGCUGGAGUGCUAUCACAGGCUCUACCAUCUGCUACUCUGCCAAUCAUUCAAGCUGCGAGAAAAGCGGGACAGGUCGUCUUCGCUAGGGCUUUUGGACUGGCUUGGGCUAGCAUCAUUCCCAUGGCAGUUAUCUCAAUCGUAUGUUGCGCGCUGCUGCGGGGAGUGGAUCAACUGAUGACAGAGAAGGUGGAAGCUCCGCUUGAGAAAUCGCAGGAUGAUCUGGAGCAAAAGAUGCAGUCUGCUGUCCAGAACUGA
Exophiala aquamarina CBS 119918 is the source of this 1788-nucleotide messenger RNA. RefSeq lists its product as uncharacterized. Gene Ontology annotation, biological process: transmembrane transport. The coding region runs from base 1 to 1788 and encodes 595 amino acids. Lineage: Eukaryota; Fungi; Ascomycota; Eurotiomycetes; Chaetothyriales; Herpotrichiellaceae. Gene Ontology annotation, molecular function: transmembrane transporter activity. The record is from RefSeq and is a predicted model, not a curated record. The transcript has 5 exons.